AUGACAGGCAUCCUGACAGAGGUAUCCGUACACAAGUUAAGCUUCGAUCCUAACAUAACUCCGGUAAGACAAAAGAAGCGCCCAAUCGCUGAAGCCAGGAAUAAAUUUGUCAAUGAAGAGUUGCACAAGAUGGGACAGGCAACUUCACAACAAUUACUGAUGCUAGAUGCAGCUCCUUCUGGGAGUGCAACACCAUUCUUUAUACACGUCAAAGCAGCAAAUUACAGUGAUAACGUCAUUGUUGGUCAAGAUAAAACUAAUAUAGCACUUAUUGGUGAUGGUAUGGGAAUUACAAUACUUUCAGCAAAUACAAGUGCCAGUAUGGGUCUCGGAACAAAUGACACUGCCACAUUAGGAGUUUACGGCGAUGGUUUCAUCGGAAUGAACAUGACUAUUAGAAAUAGUGCUGGAGCAGGAGCUGGACAAGCGGCCGCCUUGACUCGUGGAGCUAGUUUCGUAACAUUUUAUCAGUGUCGUUUCGAAGGUUUUCAGGACACAGUUUUUUCGAAAUAUGGAGUGCAAUUUUUCAAAGAAUGUGAAGUUUCUGGCACCAUAGAUUUCAUCUUUGGUGAUGGCCAAGCCUAUUUUCAAGAUAGUGUAAUUUAUGCAAGAUUAGCUGUACCAGGACAAGAAAUCACAAUACUUGCUCCAGGUUUUGACUCGACUGCUAUGAAUUCAGGGGAAGAAACUGUUUCUUCCGAAACUGAACAGGUAUCUUCUAGCCCUGAAGUUACUACUAAGACAAUUUCUGAAGUUUCUACAAAUUUAGAGAAUAGGUUAGUGCUGGUAGGGUUUAUAGCAGGUGUUGAAACUACAAAGUCUGGAGAAGUUGGUGGUAAAAAUAAAAAGGAUAAAGAAAAAGAGAGCAAGGAAGUUAGGAGUGGUGUGAGGGGAAAGGGUAAAAGAAUGGUUGAUUCUUCACCCACUCUUGUUAGUUUAACCUAA
Nicotiana tabacum (common tobacco) is the source of this 945-nucleotide messenger RNA. Its product is annotated as putative pectinesterase 56. Gene Ontology annotation, biological process: cell wall modification. Gene Ontology annotation, molecular function: pectinesterase activity. Lineage: Eukaryota; Viridiplantae; Streptophyta; Magnoliopsida; Solanales; Solanaceae. The record is from RefSeq and is a predicted model, not a curated record.